Messenger RNA from Miscanthus lutarioriparius, 2376 nucleotides. Lineage: Eukaryota; Viridiplantae; Streptophyta; Magnoliopsida; Poales; Poaceae. The record is from the annotation of a GenBank genome assembly.
AUGGAGGACGACUGGAUCUUUCUUGGUGACGGCACCGGCAGCGGAACCGACAGCGCCUCCGCCUCCGACGACGACAGCGGGUUCACGAUCGUGCGGCGGGGCCGCAAAGGCGGUGAUCAAUGCAGCGUCGUCGUCAGCGACGACGGGCCGGCGCUGCCUCGGGUGGCGGCCGUGGCCGUGCCGCAACCGACGCCACCGGGGCUCUCCUUCAAGGUGGUGUCCUACGCCGAGGCGUUCUCGGCCUCGGCCUCUUCUUCCUCUGAGGACGGUGGCGGCCGCGAGCUGAUGCCCGGAUGCAACGACGAGGCCACCGCCGGGAAAGCCAUCAUCCAAGGCGCUGGCAUCGACGACGCGGCUGGAACUGGAAGCACAGACGACUGCACGGUGACGUGCAAGGAGGGAUGCGAGUCUGGUCAGGUUGCCGAGCACGAUGGCACGGGGAGCUCUGCCGAGGCGCCUUCGGUAGCCGUAGCGGCCGCACCGGCGGUGAAUUGUCCGGAGACCACUGCUCCUGUCUUGUACGGCGAGGCGCACCCGGAGUUGGCGAGCGGGAUAGACCAGGGUGGUGCUGAGGAGGUGGAGGAUGAGGACUCCGAAAGUUGUGAAGAGGAUGACGACGACGACACGGAAAACUCUAGCGAGGACGAGGAGGACACGGACAGCUCUAGCGAGGACGAAGACGAGGACACGUUCAGCUCUAGCGACGAGGAGUACACAGAGAGCUUUAGUGAGGAGGAGUACACGGCGGAGAUCUAUAGUGAGGAGGAGGAGGAGGAGGACAAUGACGCAGAAUCCUCUGGCGAGGAAGAAGAGGAAGAAGGCUCGGAGAGCUGUGUCGAGGUGGAUUACGUGGAGAGCUCUGCCGAGGAGUCGCAUGACGCGGACAACACUGGCGGGGAGGAGGACGAUGACUCGGAGGUAUCUGGCGAGGAGCAGGAGGAGGAGCACGAUGACGCGGAGUGCUCUGACGAGGUGGAUGAUGUGGAGAGCACUGGAGAGGAGGAGGACGCCGAGAGCACUGGCGAGGAGGAGGGCGACGAUGACCCGGAGAUCUCUUGCGACGAUGACGUGGAGUGCUCAGGCGAGGAGGAUGACGUAGAGAGCUCUGGCGAUAAACCAGCCGAUCCUGAGAGCUCUAGCGCGGACUCGGAUGACGACGCCGAGAGCUCUGGAGAGGAGGAGGAGGAGGAGGAGACAGGGGCUACUGCGGCAUGCGACGCCAACGCAGAGCAGGGAUCGGCCAAUGCCAACGGGGCAGUGAAGGAGCGGUCGGAGUCCUUUCCUAGCAAGUACUACGAUGACAUGGAUACCGACAGUUCUGGUUCUGACAUGGAUACCGACAGUUCUGAUUCUGGUUCUGACAUGGAUACCGACAGUUCUGACAUGGAAGAUGACGAUUGCUUGGAGUCUGAUGAGGAAGAUGACAUUGCUGAUGUAGCAGAGAACGGCAACCAACACAUCUUUGACAAGCUGUUUCCCAAAGCUAAGGCAUGCGGCGCCAACAUGGACGACUAUGAGGAGGAGGAGGAGGAGGAAGACGGGUCCUUGUUUGACAUGCUGUUGCCCAGGGACUGUGCCAUCGACGACGACAUUGACAGUUUCGACGGGGAAGACGAGGCUGCUACUGCUACUGUGACAUGUGCCUACAGCGCUGAGCCGAGCCACGGAACCCGGCGGCCGGAGUUUGCUGUUCGCGCUGCUCGCGGCUACGACGACGUUGAUACAGAUUCUGACAUGGAAGAUGGAGACGGUGAGGUUGCGGCUGAUGUCAAUGGGACAAGCCUCUACGAUUGGCCAAGAGCAAGAGCCACGACCGGCGGCGGCAUCGAAAGCCAGUGCUGGGGAUUUGCUUGCCAAAGUCAGACGGAGAGGCAAGCGUUGUGGGAGCGGGAGGACCUGCGGCGGGUGCUGAAAGACCUGCGGCGGCAACUCGCGGCGGAGGCGUUCGAGUCGUCGGGGCAGCAGCAGCAGCGGAGCUACGACGACGUUGACGACACUUGCGACGUGCCCGGCACAGCGGCCCCGGGUGGUGGUCCGGCGGGGAGCUUCACCUGCGCGCCGACGCCGGAAGCCCAGUUCACGGCGCGGUCGGUGCGGGACACGGAGCGGGAGCUGGCGAUGGAGGAGGCGAGGCGACGGGAGGCCGCGCAGCAGGAGCUGGACCGCGCGCUGGCGAGAGAAGCGGCGCCGGCCGCCGAGGCAUUGGCGUCGGCGUUGGAGGACUGCGCCACCGCCGAGCGGCAGGCUACUGGCGACGUCACGCGGCCCGCCGUGGCAAAGCGUGAUGUCCCGGCCGACUUCACCUUCAUCAUCGGCGUUUAUAUGUUCGUGUUUCUUGUGGUUUCUCUCUUGUCGCUUGCGUUGCCAAGUAACUGA